GGUUCACUUUCACAGCCUAAACUACCUAUUUUAGUACCAACCCACCUUUGGCAUACAUAUUAAUUCAUUCUUGAUCAUAAUUAUAAUAUAAUGGCAACAAUUGGAGAAACUCAACCCGCGAAACACCAAGAAGUUGGCCACAAGAGCCUCCUUCAAAGCGAUGCGCUUUAUCAAUACAUUCUUGAAACGAGUGUUUACCCAAGAGAGCCCGAAUCCAUGAAAGAGCUACGUGAGGUCACUGCUAAACACCCUUGGAAUCUCAUGACAACAUCAGCUGAUGAAGGACAGUUUUUGAACAUGCUUCUUAAGCUCAUAAACGCUAAGAACACUAUGGAAAUCGGUGUAUACACCGGUUAUUCCCUUCUUUCUACCGCUCUUGCUCUCCCAGAAGAUGGCAAGAUAUUGGCUUUAGACAUAAACCGUGAGAAUUACGAAAUUGGACUUCCAAUUAUCGAGAAAGCCGGUGUAGCCCACAAGAUCGACUUCAGAGAGGGCCCUGCUCUGCCUCUUCUUGACCAAAUGGUGGACGAUGUCAAGUUCCAUGGAUCAUUCGAUUUUAUUUUUGUGGAUGCUGACAAAGACAACUACCUUAACUACCACAAGAGACUAAUUGAUCUUGUCAAAAUCGGGGGAGUCAUUGGCUACGAUAACACCCUUUGGAACGGGUCGUUGGUCGCCCCUGCUGAUGCACCCCUCAGGAAGUAUGUCAGGUAUUACAGGGAUUUCGUGCUAGAGCUCAACAAAGCAUUGGCUGUUGACCCACGUGUGGAAAUUUGCCAGCUUCCCGUUGGUGAUGGAAUCACUUUGUGCCGUCGUAUAAGCUAAUCAAAAAUCGUGGGUUACUUGUAAUUCCUUUGCGUGUUGACACCUUUUCUUGAUUUUAUUACCUACUUUUCUGUUAUUAUAUCUUUAUCUCGCUUUCAUGUA
This is a messenger RNA of Erigeron canadensis, 927 nucleotides long. RefSeq names its product caffeoyl-CoA O-methyltransferase-like. The transcript has 2 exons. The record is from RefSeq and is a predicted model, not a curated record. Bases 91 to 825 code for a protein of 244 amino acids. Gene Ontology annotation, molecular function: O-methyltransferase activity; S-adenosylmethionine-dependent methyltransferase activity. NCBI's taxonomy places the organism in Eukaryota, Viridiplantae, Streptophyta, Magnoliopsida, Asterales, Asteraceae.